Camelina sativa (false flax) is the source of this 403-nucleotide messenger RNA. RefSeq names its product thioredoxin H2. Gene Ontology annotation, molecular function: protein-disulfide reductase activity. NCBI's taxonomy places the organism in Eukaryota, Viridiplantae, Streptophyta, Magnoliopsida, Brassicales, Brassicaceae. The record is from RefSeq and is a predicted model, not a curated record.
AUGGGAGGAGUUGUAUCAUCUCUGUUUGGAAGUGGAGAAGAUGCAGGGACUGAAUCUGAACCAAGCCGACUCCUCAAGUUUAGCUCUUCAGCUCGGUGGCAGCUUCAUUACAACGAGAUCAAAGAAUCGAACAAAUUGAUGGUGGUUGAUUUCUCGGCGUCGUGGUGUGGACCAUGUAGGAUGAUUGAGCCUACGAUUCAUGCCAUGGCUGAUAAGUUCACUGAUGUUGAUUUCGUCAAGUUAGAUGUUGAUGAGCUUCCUGAUGUGGCUAAAGAGUUUAAUGUGACGGGAAUGCCAACCUUUGUGCUGAUCAAAAAGGGUAAAGAGAUUGAAAGGAUCAUUGGAGCCAAAAAGGACGAACUUGAGAGCAAAGUUAGCAAACUCAGGGCAUAGUGAGCAUUAU